AUGUCCGUUUCUGGCAAAGAGGAUGUUUAUGAAAGUGAAGAUUUGCCUGAGUCAGAACAGUUUCUCAGUAGUUUCCAUUCAACACCGAGAGAUGAAGUCACCGAUCAGGAGAAUAUAGAACUGAUUCACAUAGAUAUCGAUGCGGCCCGCAGGCGUUUCAAGGAUCGAACACUUAAUACCGUUGGUGUCGAUUUCUCAGACUCUAUUGCUAAAAGACGUGGGAAGUCGUACGGAAGCUCUCAAUAUGUGCUGGAAAUCGUUGGCAAAGAAUUCAGCGAGCCAGAAACGGCUGAACAAAAGUUCAACAGAUUGGUUUAUGAGGUUGAAGAUUUGAUUCAGCAACUAAAGGAUGAAUCGGUGAAGCCUACUCUCACUGUCAAUGAAUCAUCGGUCACUGACCUCGCAGAUGAGCUUAAGGCCGUAAAAGUGUCGAAGUCAUCUGGUAAUGCUGUUCAAUCAAGCAAUAAGGAGCCGUUCGUUCCGAAUGCGGACAGAUCCGCUAAUGCGAAGAUGUUGGCUUUGGAACAGCGGGUGCGUCGUAUCGAAUCCUUAGUGGGAGCAUUUGACCCAAGUCGACAGCCUGUAGUUGAUUCAGUGGAGGAUAUCCGGUUUCGUCUCGAAGCACUCAACCCUUCGUAUAUCGAGGGAAUGGAAACGAAGUUGAAUGCUCUUAUCUCAAAACUUGAUCAGGCAGAAGAUAAGAAACAAAAGUCGAUGGACAGCGAAAUGGAAGCUAAGGUCAAUGAUCUCCUUGAAUUAAUGAGUAAAUGGGAUGUUGCUUGUGCUGCGAUGCCUAGUAACUUGAAGAAGCUACAAGGAUUGCAUCGGCUACACGAACAAGCGCAACAUUUCUCAGAACGUCUUUCACAGUUGGUUGGCGUUCGUGAUCAGAUAGAGAAGGCUAUCAGUGCCGAUCGAAUGGCUAUGUGUGAAUUACAGGUGAAGGCGAAAGAGGACAUAACCGCAGUGCUUGGACAAAUCAGUUCCCUUGAAGAACGACUCAAGAAGCAGAAUCACUCGUUCCCUCACUAUGAUGUGUGA
Messenger RNA from Necator americanus (New World hookworm), 1041 nucleotides. RefSeq lists its product as uncharacterized. The transcript has 13 exons. Gene Ontology annotation, cellular component: dynactin complex; cytoplasm; centrosome. NCBI's taxonomy places the organism in Eukaryota, Metazoa, Nematoda, Chromadorea, Rhabditida, Ancylostomatidae. The record is from RefSeq and is a predicted model, not a curated record. Gene Ontology annotation, biological process: mitotic spindle organization. Bases 1 to 1041 code for a protein of 346 amino acids.